Ceutorhynchus assimilis (cabbage seed weevil) is the source of this 8444-nucleotide messenger RNA. NCBI's taxonomy places the organism in Eukaryota, Metazoa, Arthropoda, Insecta, Coleoptera, Curculionidae. The record is from the annotation of a GenBank genome assembly.
GCAUCAUUGAUGUCGUGAAUCGAGUUGAUACUAUGCGAAUAGAAGAGCCGAAUAAAUUCAAAAAAAAUCUAGCAAAAUGUAUUUAGCAUUGAAAUUGAAAUGCACAAAAAACCCCGGUACAUCUAGCACAAAUGUUGCAUUUCAUUUCCAAGAGACGUGUCCAUAGUAAAACCGAAUAUUGGGCCCUUUAGCCUACCCAUAGUUUAGAAAAAUGUUCGGCGGUAAGUUACGUGCCUGGAUGGAAGCUGUACGGCCUAAAAAGAAACAACAUAGAAAAGAAAAACAACGCAAAAAUACAACACCUAUUAAAGAUGGGCCUAGUCAUGGUCAUGUUACAUGGAAAACUGGUGGCCUUUUAGAGAGUGAAGAAAAGGAAUCAAAGAGAGAUUCAUCGCCGAGUAGAUACGUUGGUAAAUCGAAAAAACACAGUACUAGCGAUUCUCAUAAUUCUAGAUAUUCAGCAGUCAAUCUCUCUUCACCUGAAUCAGCCUAUUCUACUGGCUAUAGUACCGAUGCUACUUCACCAGGAGGUGUGCCACUGGAUUAUUUAGUGAAUACCGGUGCCAAAAAAAAAACAGACACAGCUUUGCAAAAUAGACUCUCACCACAUCCUCAUAGAAAUUCUAGGUCACCCAAAGCUGGAAAAUGUAAGAGUUUUUCGGAACAAACACCAAUACAUUCUUCAGUAUCGCCAAACAAAAAUGUCAAGGACCAAGCACAUUUGGAAGAGAAAGAUGAAAUUAUUAUAGCUAACUCUCAAGCAAUUUUUGGAAAACUCCCAGAGCCGACAGCUCUUAUGUCUCCUAGACAGAGAAAUAGAAUCAGAACAAAUCCGUGGCUUCCUGGAGGAUCAAACAGUGCAGUAGCUAGCCCGAUGCCCAUAAAAAAAGAUGCUAAAUAUACACCCACCUCACAUAAGAAGAUUAGAAAUAGCCCUAUUCAAUAUAGAUACCUAAGCCCAGUAACACAUAGAAAAUCUAUAUCUUCAUCAUCAUGUUCUUCGCUCAGCGCUGCUCAAACUCAUUCUUUUGAGCACAGAUAUCCCAAGUCACUAAGCGACGAGGAUGAUUGUACUUUGAAUGAAAUGAUGGGUAAAUAUGAUGAGAGUUAUGUGUAUGAAAAAGAAACCGACAUACUUAGCGAUAGUGACCCAACGGACUGUGAAAGUGAUAUUGAUACUGGUCAAGAUGGUGGCGACGAAGAAGAAAACGGAGAUGAAGAAUUUGAUUUUAUUGAUAAUGGUUCCAAUGUAGAAGUGGAUUAUGUCACUGGUAAUACUGGUCAUUGCAUGUAUAUAAUGCCAUAUAUAAAAUUACGAAGGUCUUCAAGGAGACGCACUACAAAAAAGGUUAAAGAGUCAAGCAGCAAAAGGCGUAGGUCAACUUCGAAUAAGAAAAAUCAUAAGGGUCAUCAUGAGAUAAUCAGGCAUUCAAGUUUACAUCAAGAUGGUUCUAAAAGUGCAGGUGCAACUCCAUUAUCAAUUCGAAAAUCUAUUCUGAAAUCAAGUCAGCCAAAAAUAGAAGAAGAAUACGUAAAGAAACGGUCAAAUUCAGUAAGUCUCCAAAGAGAUGUUACGACUUUCAUUAUUGAUAAAAGCGAUAGAGAAGCAGAUAUGAAAUAUAAAGAGCUAAUUGGCCAAGCUGAACAAAUAAUAAGAACUAUGAACAUAAACGACCCAUCUCCAAGAAGGGUUCCCGGACCAACAAAUAAAAGGGUUGAAUUAUUAAGAUCUGCCGAAUGCAGCAAACCUGAAGUGCCAUUUAUGAGCAGGACUAACGAUGAGUUAUUAUUACCAAAUUCUAAUAUUGCUCCGUCCACGCUUAGUUAUAAGAACACCCGAUUUAGUCCUAAGAAGAAUCAUAUAACAAACUUUAUUAUCAACCAAUCACCUGUUCCUGUUCGUAAGGAACCUCAGGCGGGACAUUCACCACUUCCUCUCAGAAGAAUGUUAACAGAAGAAGGUCAUCAAUCACCACGCGGAGUGAGAAAACAGUAUGAUCAAUUAACUGCAGAUAUGUUUUAUGAGAAUCCUCAAGCAUCGGAAUAUGACGUUAAUCCAUAUGCAAUAUCAUUGAAAAUAAAUCCCAACGAUCAUUGUUUAAGUUCUCCUGUCAGUUCGAGAAAAGUUGUAUCACCUAAAAGUAUUUUGCACAAACCAGAAUCAUAUCGUACAGCAGAUUUAUUAAGUCCCAGGAACCGGCAAGCGAUCGUAUUUGAUGUUGAUAGUAGCAGCUCGGAAGAGGACGGGUUCAAAAAGAAUAAACAAUUGUCCAACAGUUGCCCUCAAAGCGAACCAAUGCCCAGGAAAAAAUACAGUGGCAAAUCUGUAGCAUUUAAUCUAGGCGAAGAUCCGCCUGAAAAUAGAGUAGGAAGUUCAGAAAACUUAAGACAGCAAUUUUUAUUGAACACUAUGCACAGUUUAAAAAGAAAUUUGGAAGAUCAUUCGGCUUCUUUGCAGUAUACUUACAGCAGUAGUUCGCAGAAUAUGUACCUAUAAGUAACUAAAAAAAUUAUUAAAGUUGGCAUUUGCAUAUUAACACAGCCCGUCCCUAUCGAUAUUUGAUAUUAAGAGAUUUAUUGAUUUAUAUUAUUUACUCUCAUUAUCGAAUUUAAUAAAAUAUGCUUCCCGGCUUUUGCGCAUAAUUCCCACGUCAAUAUUAAUAUUGUUUUUAUAUUGAACUUUUUAUAAAUAAAAGUAAGUAUACUAAUUUUGCCUAAUAAAAACUGACAAUUAGCACAAUAAUGUGAAACAUAUAUUUUUGCAAAAAAAAAAUUGUUUAGAAUGAAAUAAAGGACCCUUUUAUAAGAAGCAGGGGUAAAAGAUAUUAUACCUAUAGUAUUUUUAUUGCGUUAAGAUAAACUGAAAGCACAAGUAAUUAAUUUUCAGUAGGAAUGUAUUUUUUGAUUUUAAGUAAUCGGAUGUAUAAGACAUUUUUGUUGUAAUAACAGACAGUAUUUAGUUUUAGAAAACUAACUCGGACUUAGUACAUAUAUUUAUCAUCUAAAAACCUUAUAUUAUUUGUAGAUAGCAACCAUAGAGAAAGAUACAUGAUAAACCAAGGUGUGAGUUACCGAUUCAUAUGCGCCUAGUGGCAACGUAUUUCUUGUAGCACAUGGUGUCAUGGUGUUGCUAGCAUAGCUUGGAACUAACUGACAAUUUUGACAUCGCCUCCCAUUCUUAUACUUAUCUCUUUUUAACAGAUGCAGAAAAAGAGGACAGAGGGUUUUUUUAUUUAUUGUACGUUGUGAUUUCUAAUCUAAGAAAUUAGGAAAACAAAGAAGAAACAAGAUUUUUUUCUUUUUGAUGUUCAAAACUGACACAAAUAAGUGAACCUAAUUAAAAAUUUAUUGAAAUUUCUUGUGAUUUACUUAUUUGAUUUAAUAAAAAAAUUAAUAAGUUUAUUGAAAAUACAUUAUUCUGAUAAGAUUCACAAGUUCAUCCAUAGAUAAUGAUAAAUUUAAAUACCAACCUUUUAUCAGUGAAGAUGAGAUGUUUUGGCUGAUUUUGCUUUUUUUUGUUGUUAUUAUUCAAUUUAAUAUCCAGCGUUUUUCCGCAAUUUUUUUUCUGUCGACCGCGGAAAUACGUUGGGUUCAAAAAGUCUGCCAAAUGUGAUUUAAGUUGGUCUUGUAGCGGGUAGUGGCGUUAGUAUCGAUCUGACGUCAUCGCGUUGCCAGUGUUGCACCACAGAAUCGAAAACUCUCACCUUGGUUUAUUUUAUUUCUCUAUGUACAGUACCUAACCAAUCCCCAUAGAAAUUUUGUAGCCAGUAUAGAAACAUAGAGUGAUAGUUGUCCAAAAAAUAAUAUGCCAAAAUAACUUAAUAGUUUUAUAUCGUUAGUAGUCAAUAGAAUGUUAGAUUGUGUAUUUAAUAGUUAACAUUUUCGUACAUUUACACUAAAACCUGUUUGUUACUGAAUGUAUUUGUUCUCUUGUUACCUACUUUUUAAAAUUAAUACGGUAUAUUGUCGGCCUUUGUCAUUUAUAUCAUUAAAAAAUAAGUACUAUUCUUAGUAAAAAGUUAAACAAAAGGCACAUAAGUACAGCAAAGGAACGCGUUUGCUCGCCUUCGCUAGAAUUCGCAGUAGGCGGUAUGGAAUUCGUUUGCUGUAUGUGUACAUACAAGCCUUGAAGUAGUGAAAUUUUUUUGAAAUUGUGGGAUUGUGCAAUAUGAUGGUCCGUUCACAUACAGCAAACAAAGUCAAACCAACUUCUACAAACGAAUUGUGGGGUUAUUGAUAAUCAUGAUUAAUUAUGAAAGAAUACAAACAAAUGCAUACAAAGGCGCAACAAGAUCGUUUUCUUUCGCCAAAAGGAAAUUAUGAAUGCUUGUGAAAGCCUGAUCACAGCCAAAAAAAAGUUAGAUAGAAUGAAAUUAUCGAGCUCAUGACAAGAGUUCCUGCCUCGGUUCCUGCUAUUACUUACGUCAUUGUUUAUCCAAAAAAUCAACGACUUUCCUUCGCAUUUGUUGGUGAAUGCAGCGAAGCAAACUCUUUCGUACCGCUACGCCGAACAAGCGACUUCCUCUACUGAAUGUGUACAUACCUAAACUAAGGGCCGGUUUAUUCAUCUUCUGAUAAACUGUCAGGUAAUGUAAUCUGCUGGAUAAAAACGCAGUCUGUAAUCCCAUUGGUCGGCCAGUUAUCCGCCAACCAAUAUGAUUACGAAUCGGUAAAUUUAUCUUGCCAGUAGUUACCAGCAAGUUUAUCUGAAGAUGGAUAAAAUGGGCCUGAUUCGUCAUUGAUUUUUUCCAAUAAUAUACUUAAGCGUACCUUCAUAAGGCGUCUAUUUGAAAACUUUUCAUCUCUAUUGUCUUUAUGUUCGAAGAUAAUUUUUACUUGAAAAUUGACUCCCUUUCGAAUUUCCUGCAGUUCAAAGCCACCUCAGCGAAAAUCUUAUACCCCGAUACAAAUAUUUUAAGGAACGUUUUAUUCCCUAUUUUUAUAUGGUUGUGCCUUUUUCAGUAUUUUUUUCAGGGAGGUAGGUGUUACUCAAAAAUAAAAUUCAAACCAAAUUUUGGAUUUGCAACCAUUUUGUAGUUAUUUUAUCAUGAUUAAAGUUAUAAUAUUUAAACAAUAAACAAUUGAACAACGUUUCUUGUUUUGGAGGCUUGCAAAUGGAUAGUAACAUUUCAUAAGAUUCCAAGCAUUUGCAUCCUUGUUUGAAACUUUCGCAUUUUCCCAACCUUCUCUUGCUCGCUCUCUUGUUGGAAAAAAAAAUAUAUUAAUUUAUUGAGACAUCAUCAUGCUCAUGAUAUAUAGACCGGACCAACCUACUAGACACAUAAGACGAAUUAGCUUGUAUCCGGUUUAGGCGAGUCGAGGCGGUGCUGCCAAAGCCGUGUAUAGCCGAGCUGCCGAAGAUGCACGAAUUUUAAUAACAAGCAGGGACGAUCAAUGAUCCACCGUGACGAUCCUGCAGUCAACUGCUCCUAUUGAAGCCUAUGUGUCUAGUCCUGCCUGAAUAUUAUAAAUGGGCUUCUGUUCUGAACAUUUGUUGUCCUAGAGUUAUUGUUAGAUAAUAGGUCAAUUGGAAGUUCAUUUUCAACAUAGUUGCGUACUUAGAAUUGAAUUCCAAAUUCAUAAACAUCUUUCAAGCAUUCUCAGUCUUGUGUCAAAAUUUGACAACUUCAUAUUUUCACCUAACUUUGGUUGACUGGUUUAUUAGGUACUGUCUGUUCAAGAUAUGAUCAAGAGGCUGAAGAAUCUGAAGAAUCCACAUAAUUGUCACGGGCAGGGUCUGUUCUUUAUAAUUCUACGGCUUCUACAACUUAAACAAAAAAAUUUAAAAAAAAAUAAAAGUUAAAUACAAAAGUUGUAGGGUUUUAUCUCUAUUAUCUUUCGUACACGUCAAAAGGGCAAAUACGGGUGCCAACUGACCUAAGAAACCACUACGGUUCUAUGGCUACCAAAAAUCCACAAAAUUGAUGCGCUGAUAGUAAGUGAACCCGAGCUACGUACAGUUUGUAGUGCUGCUUCAAACUCAUGUAGUUUCAGCAUCCCUAACCACCAAAGUCUGGCUGAUGGAAUCACUGCAUUUUCCAACCAAAAUAUUUUCAAAUGAUAUUGUCAAGCCUUUACGGGCUUGCCUGACAGGCAGUAUUCUUCUAUGAAAUGGUGAGUUUUACGAACAAACAAUAAACAGAGGGCGUGGCUAUGGAAACCUCACUUAGCUCUGUAACGGGGUCAGCUGAACCACACAUGGUACAUUUGGAAUCGGAAGAAAAAAAUUAUAUUUUUCUAGCCAAAAAUAUACAGGUUGUUCCAUUUAAAUAAAAGCAUAUGUUUGUCAUUAUGACAAUUGGCACCUGUCAUUGGCCCGUUUGACAUGUGCAAAAGAUAAUAGAGAUAACCCUACAACUUUUACAUUUGAAUUUAUUUUUUCAUAUUUUUCUGUUUAAGUUGUAGAAGCCGCCCUUAUUAUAAGAAACAGACCCUGUACAUGCACGAAAAAAACACCCGUUCAAAAAUUGUUAAUACAAGUGUUUAUUUGACAUGAUUUAAUUUAUUUGAGUUAAUUUUCCUCAAACAAUCAAUAUCUACCUAUAUGCUUAUAGUUUUUUUUUCAUUUGAAAUAGAUCUUAAUAAUUUUGAUCCAAAUGUCUCUUAUUAUUUACCAAAUACAUAUUUCAACUAUCUUCAAGGAAAUCUGUACCUACUUUAAUAUUAUCCAUUACUGUUGUUGCCGAAGUAUUAUCUAUUUUCCCCACUUGUGCCGCAUCGAGGGCUAUUCUGGCCGGAGAGUAUGCAUUAUUCGUUGGAUGACAUUGGAUUGAGUAGAAGCGUAAAAGUAAACCUUUUCGCUCCUCGCGGAGAGUGAGGUUUUUUCGAAAAUUUCCAAUAAACGAGAUAGUAGGGGUGACAGCUAUCAAAUUGACACAUUUUAUUUUAUAUAUGUCAGGGUGAUUUUGGAUCUCUGCAAUAAAUUUGAAUGUUUUACUAACAAGAUGUUGUUCGUUGUUUCUGUUUUGCAUUAUACAAUAAGGCAUACCUGCACUUUUAUGUUUUAUGUGACCUUCAACCAAAAAUACCCAGCUACCUAAAUAUUUUUUUGGAAAUUUCACAUUGGUAAUAACAUUCGAUCCAUCCUAUGUUGGUAAAUUUGUUCAAUUAGGAUGUAUUGUAGUAUACGUACUUGUGUCUCGUGUCCAUUUUAAAAGAAAAUAUUUGAAAUAAGUAACAAUGAAUAUGAUUUUAUUUACAGAGCAAAUGCCAAUAAGUACCUAGACCUAGACAAAAAUUGAUGCAAGCAGUAGGUAAUCCUAAGGUACCUGUUUAAAAGUCCUUAUUUUGUAAAGAAUGAAAUUGAUGAGAAAAGCUUGAAACAAAAUUUGCUUGGUAUUCAGGUUGAAUUUUUCCGAGGUUAAUGUGCCAAACAGCUCUUGAAAUGCUAACUGAAAUGCCAUUAUUUUUUUUUUUUCAAUUUUUAUCAUUUAUUUACUCUUUGUACUCUAAUUUUAGACAAGUUAGUGCAACAAGUAGAUAUAUAUUUAUAUUCUAUCAUUUUCAACUUAUUUUAUUUUGUAUUUAUUGAAAUAUGAAAUUUUAAGUAAGUAUCUAGUAGGUGGGUGAACCUAGAUUAUACAUCAUUAAUGUCUUUAAUGAUAAUGAUAACUGAUGGUUACGAAACCAGUACUUAAUCCUAGUGAUAAUUCAAUAAUGAUUAAAUGGUAGCUGCUAUUUUAAUAGUCCAAAUAUAAGGCUAACUUUUCGAUGUAUCAUUCUCAUGGCCCAAUUAGUAUUGUUUUUCUCAUAAUAUCUCUUGUGCGAUGUAUUUUUCCAACUUUCUAUCCUUCUCGUUUAAGCGUACUUACUGCUUGCCCCUGAUAUUUGACUUUCAACCGAUAAAAGUCUAACAACUCAACUUUUUUAAUCAGUUACAUUCUAAGAUAAUGAGGAUCGUUUUAAACAAACCACCUAGUAUAGUUGGUCAUUUGUUUUUAACUUCUCUCGAAUAAUUUAGGGAAGUGAUUUGUCUAUUUUGACAUGCUUUCAAAUGGAAAUUAUUUUUCCUGUUCAUUGAAAUAUUUUUUUUUAACAUGGACACUGUAUUGUCAAAAUUUUUGUAUAAAUUGGCUGACUAAUGACUGAUGAUGUCGUCAUUGGAAUUAAAAUUUCUCAAAUCAACAUAUCGGAUAGUUUGUAAAAUUAUUGUUACUUCGUUUUAAUUUCCUUGUUAUUAAAUUGUUGAAAAAAGUAUCAAGAUGUGCGACAUCGUGUAGAAAAAUUAAAUGACAUUUUUCUGAAAUUUAUAUUCAUUUAGGUUUUUAUAAGCUACUAAAUAUAUUUUGUCAUAAUUUGGUUGAUAAUAUUAUUUAGCAGGUACCUACUUAUGUUCAAUAGGUAUACCUCUAUCUAAUAUAAUGUUUUUUAAAUUACUUUGAUUAAUUAACAUUGCAUUAGAAUGUGCACCUGUUUAUGUGUUUAACACCUGAAUUUAUUUUUCA